AUGUGUCUCCUUAUUGGUUUUAUAAUCACUCUUUAUAUCUGCUAUCGUUUCUAUCAACAUUUUUUUCCAACACCAGACAUCAAUCCUAACGGUAAAUAUGUUCUUAUUAGUGGUUGUGACACUGGAUUCGGUCAUGAAUUAGCUAUUGAACUUGAUAAGCAAGGUUUUAGUGUCCUUGCUGGUGUUUUCGUUCCUGACAAUAUCGUUUCACUCAAAAAUAAACUUUCAUCAAGAGCUACUGUCUUUCGUCUUGAUAUUACUAAACAAGAAGACAUUGAUGCUGCAUUUGAAUUAGUGAACGAAAAAACAAAAAUUCUUCAUGCACUUGUUAAUAAUGCUGGUAUUGCUGAUGGUUCAUAUAUUGAUUGGACAUCAAUGGAAGUUAUGCGUAAAGUAAUGGAAGUCAAUUACUUUGGACAUGUUGCAAUGACAAAAAAGUUUUUACCCUUACUUAUUGCUAAACGUGAUUCACGUGUUGUUAAUAUUUGUUCUGUAGCUGGUUAUCUUGCGUCCUCAAGUAUGUCUGCUUAUUGUGCAUCCAAAUAUGCCCUUGAAUCAUUUUCGGAUUGUUUACGUCGAGAAAUGGUUCCAUGGGGUUUACGUGUUAGUAUUAUUGAACCGGGAUUUAUGCGAACACCUAUUAUUCACGGAGGUCCUAAAUCAUUUUCAGAAUUUUGGAAUAAGCUUUCAAGUGAUGUUCAAGAACGAUGGGGAGAAGAUUUACUUAAAGCAAAAUAUGCUGGCGCGGGAAAGAGUACAUUUAUCAAGUAUGCCGAAGAUCCUAUGAAAGUUGUGCGAGCUCUUCAACAUGCUGUUAUGAAUACAGUUCCUCAUAUUCGUUAUCGACCUGGUUGGCAAUCAAGUCUUAUUUUUUUUCCACUAUCUACUUUACCUGCCUGGAUUGUCGAUUGGGUUUUGGGUAAAUUAACUAAAUCAACCCGUGUACCUGCAAGCGUUAACAAACAAUAUAACGAUUAA
Molecule: messenger RNA, 978 nt
Organism: Rotaria sordida
Lineage: Eukaryota; Metazoa; Rotifera; Eurotatoria; Philodinida; Philodinidae
Source: the annotation of a GenBank genome assembly